AUGGCCGAAGGAAUGACACCUGUUUUCGCCAAGGACGCUGCUCCUCCCGCCGGUCCUUACUCCCACGCCAUCAAAGCCAACGGCCUAAUCUUCGCCUCCGGCCAGAUCCCCUGCGACGCCUCAGGCACCAUUCUCGCAACGGGCACGAUCCAAGAAAAGACCGCGCUCUGCAUCGCGAAUGCGCGCGCCGUCCUCGAAGCUGCGGGAUCCAGUAUCGCGAAGGUGGUCAAGGUUACUGUGUUCUUGACUGAUAUGGCCGAUUUUGCGGCUAUGAAUGAGGAGUAUGCAAAGCAUUUUACGCAUAAGCCGGCGAGGAGUUGUGUGGCCGUUAGUCAGUUGCCCAAGGGGGUGCCGGUGGAAGUUGAGGUUGUUGCUUUGGAGUGA
Molecule: messenger RNA, 384 nt
Organism: Talaromyces atroroseus
Lineage: Eukaryota; Fungi; Ascomycota; Eurotiomycetes; Eurotiales; Trichocomaceae
Product: 2-iminobutanoate/2-iminopropanoate deaminase
Exons: 3
Coding region: 1-384 (127 amino acids)
Cellular component (GO): mitochondrion; cytosol
Molecular function (GO): deaminase activity
Source: RefSeq, a predicted model, not a curated record